Molecule: messenger RNA, 4157 nt
Organism: Phyllopteryx taeniolatus (common seadragon)
Lineage: Eukaryota; Metazoa; Chordata; Actinopteri; Syngnathiformes; Syngnathidae
Gene: zfr
Product: zinc finger RNA binding protein
Exons: 20
Coding region: 121-3321 (1066 amino acids)
Cellular component (GO): precatalytic spliceosome
Molecular function (GO): double-stranded RNA binding; single-stranded RNA binding; zinc ion binding
Source: RefSeq, a predicted model, not a curated record
CACUUCGUCCGUCGACGUCUGCGUUUCGCUUUCGCGCAGGCGCUAAAACGCCAUUUCCGGGUCCGACAUGUAAUACAAAUACGCUGACCUCCUCGAUCGUCGAUAGAACAUACGAAACCAAUGAUUCCCAUAUGUCCUGUUGUAUCCUUCACCUAUGUGCCCAGCCGGCUUGGUGAAGAUGCCAAAAUGGCUACCGGCAAUUACUUUGGAUUCACUCAUGGCGCUGCCGCACAGUAUAGUCAGCAGCCAGCUGCCGGGGUUGCAUACACCCAUCCCACCACAGUGGCCAGUUAUACAGUUCAUCAAGCACCUGUGGCAGCUCACACUGUGGCAGCGGCCUAUGCUCCCACAGCGGCCACCGUAGCCGUUGCUCGGCCCGCGCCCGUCGCAGUGGCUGCUGCUGCUACUGCUGCAGCAUAUGGGGGGUACCAGCCUGACUAUGGCUAUACCCAGCGGCAGCCUGAAGUCCCUCCACCACCACCACCGGUCACCUCACAGAACUACCAGGACUCCUACUCCUAUGUCCGGUCCACAGCUUCUGGUGUAGGAUAUGACAGCAAGCAGUACUACCAGCAGCCAACUGCCACUGCAGUGGUUGCGGCUGCUGCUCAGCCGCAACCUACUGUCGCCGAUUCCUACUAUCAAACAGCCCCCAAACCAGGGUAUAGUCAGGGGGUAACAUCAUACACCCAGACCCAGCAGACUCGUCAAGUGACUGUGAUAAAGCCAGCUGCACCCAGUCCUGCUACAUCCUCUUUUUCCAUCUACCCUGUGACCUCCACGGUCCAGCCUGUGGCUGCUGCAGCUUCUGUGGUCCCAUCAUAUUCCCAGAGUCCCACUUACAGCACAAAUGCUGUCACCUACUCUGGAACUUCAUAUUCAGGAUAUGAAGCAGCAGUCUAUUCAGCAGCCUCAAAUUACUACCAGCAACAGCAGCAGCACCAGAAGCAGGCGGUGGCAGCUGUGGCUGCAACUGCAGCAUGGGCCGGGAACACUUUCACAAAGAAACCUCCUUUUCAGAGUAAGCAGCUCCGACCCAAGCAGCCACCAAAACCCCCCCAAAUACACUAUUGUGACGUCUGCAAGAUCAGCUGUGCUGGUCCUCAGACUUAUAAGGAGCACCUGGAAGGCCAGAAGCACAAGAAGAAGGAAGCAGCACUGAAGGUUUCGCAGAACAGUACCAGCAGCAGUGGUAGUGGUGGUGGGUUAUUGGCCCGAAGUUCUCAGAACCAACUCCGCUGUGAGCUUUGUGAUGUUUCAUGCACCGGUGCAGAUGCUUAUGCUGCCCAUAUUCGGGGAGCCAAGCAUCAGAAGGUUUUGAAGCUUCAUACCAAACUCGGAAAGCCCAUUCCCUCGACUGAGCCCAGCAUGGUGACUCAGACAUCGUCCUCAAGCACAUCUGCCCCAAGCAAAACCAUCACUUCAACCUCUAGCAGCAGCUCUCUCGGUGUGGCAGCAUCUUCAUCCAGUGCUACCUACCUAAAACCUGUCAACCUGGUCAGCAGUAGCGUAAUUGGUGCCAAGAACCAAUUAGUGAGUAAUUUGUCUGCUGCCAACUCUACCACACCUGGGAAGAAAGUCAACACACCCAAGAUCAAUUUUGUUGGUGGAAAUAAAUUACAAACCACAGCGAAGACUGAUGAGUGCAAAGGCGAGGCCCCCAAGACUGCAAUGUCCUCCUCGGGUGCUCUAGAUGUCAAAACAGAGGUUUCUGAAUCUCUUUCCACAUCGGCCCUGGCUGCACUACAGAGUGACGUUCAGCCUGUUGGCCACGACUAUGUCGAAGAGGUCCGAAAUGAUGAAGGCAAAGUCAUCCGCUUCCAUUGCAAGCUCUGUGAAUGUAGUUUCAAUGAUCCAAAUGCAAAGGAGAUGCAUCUAAAAGGACGUAGACAUCGCCUCCAAUACAAGAAAAAGGUGAACCCAGAUCUGCAGGUGGAGGUAAAGCCCAGCAUCAGAGCAAGGAAGAUUCAAGAAGAAAAAAUGAGAAAGCAGAUGCAGAAAGAGGAAUACUGGAGAAGACGGGAUGAAGAGGAACGUUGGAGAAUUGAAAUGCGGCGAUAUGAAGAGGACAUGUACUGGAGACGUAUGGAGGAAGAACAGCACCACUGGGAUGAGCGCCGCCGUGGACCAGAUGGAGGGUAUCCACAGGGUCCACCUGGCCCGCCGGGUCUACUUGGAGUCCGACCUGGUAUCCCAGGUUUACAGCCACAGGGUCCUCUGCCCCCACGCCGACUUGACUCCUUAGAUGACCGCUAUGUUAUGACCAAGCAUGCUUCCAUCUACCCUUCGGAGGAGGAGCUGCAGUCUAUUCAGAAAAUUGUGUCAAUCACAGAGCGUGCCCUCAAAUUGGUUUCAGACAUAAUAACAGACGAGGACAAGGUCAAGGAAGAUGAUGACAAAGAAAAGAAAGAACCAUCAAAAGAUAGGUGUGACAUCGACAGAGCCCUGAAGGGUGUGAUGAGGGUGGGAGUCCUGGCAAAAGGGUUGCUUCUUCGUGGGGACAAGAAUGUCAACUUAGUCCUGCUCUGCUCAGAGAAGCCCACCAAGAGUCUCUUUACACGGAUUGUGGAGCUUCUCCCCAAACAACUUACAAUAGUAGCACCUGAAAAAUAUGAUGUUAAAGGGUCUCUCCAAGAAGCAGCCAUCAUUCUUACAUCCUGUACAGAACCAAAGAUGCAAGUGACCAUCACUUUGACUUCACCUGUCAUCAGAGAGGAAAAUGGCCAGGAUGGAGAUGUAACUUCGGGUUUGGUGAAAGACCCAGCGGACGUCUUGGACAGGCAAAAAUGCCUUGACGCUCUGGCUGCUCUGCGCCACGCUAAGUGGUUCCAGGCUAGAGCAAAUGGACUCCAGUCAUGUGUGAUCAUCAUUCGGAUACUCCGAGACCUCUGUCAACGAGCUGGAACCUGGUCAUCCUUCCCAGGAUGGGCCAUGGAACUGCUCGUGGAAAAGGCCAUCAGUAGUGCCUCUAUACCGCUUAGCCCAGGUGACUCACUAAGACGCGUCUUAGAAUGCAUUUCAUCUGGGAUUUUACUCUCUGGUGGGCCCGGACUGAUGGAUCCCUGUGAAAAGAAUGCUGUAGAUACCCUGACAUCUAUUGCAGAGCAGGAAAGAGAGGACAUAACUUUAAGUGCCCAGUUUGCGCUGAGGCUGCUGGCAUUCCGUCAUAUUCACAAGGUUUUGGGUAUGGACCCUCUGCCACAGACGAACCCUCGUUUCGGUGUCAACAGCAGCCGCAAGCGUCGCCAUGAGAACAGCGAUGGGGCAGACAGCUUUGAGGGUGAAGGCAAAAAGGAUAAGAAGGAUUAUGAUAUUUUGUAAGCGUCACAGUUACGACCUGUUAAAAUGGAGGAGAAAAAAAAAAAAAAAAAAAAAAAAAGAUGUACUAACGUGUUCAAAAUGGGAUCCACCAUCACCUGUGUAUACUGGCCUAGCUCCAAUGUCAAGCUUUUUUCUUUGUUUUUAAGCUAUAGAUUCGCCAGUGUAAUUGCAGCCCCACUUGUAAUAGAAAGACAAAACUGUUUUGUGUCUUGGUUUUAGUUGUAGAUUUCUUAAUGGUUGGCUUCCAUCUGUACAUGUUACAGCAGUUUUUAACCUUUACAGUUAAAUUAUUAAGUUUUGUGACGUUGUCAAGUGUUUGUGACAUUGGCUUCCUUCACAAUCUCCUCUUACUUUCUUUGCUUGCUUUGAUGUGGUGGACAAAUAAUGGUUUAUUCUGUUGUGGAUCAGGAGGCAAGCAGUGAUCAGUGUCACUGCCUUCAUUCUUCUGUAUAGUUCUAUUCCAAGAUGGACUGUGUUUUUGCAAUUGUGACGCAUUAAUUAAUCUGGCCAAGUAACCGCUCUCUAGGGUCUUGAAAUAUAAAAUUGCUUGUAUAACCUUAAAUAGAUGAAAAAGGCUUUGAUUUGUGGAAAGCAUGGCUAUAUUCAGAAUGCAUCCUACAGUUUAUUGGAGUUGAAAAUGUGUUUGUUUUGUUUUGUUUUUUUCCUGGGGGAAAUGAGUUAGCUGUCCUUUUGUCUUGGCGAGGUGCUAUAUUCAAUGCUGGAAAUAACACAAAUCCUGUUCGGAAAGGGAAGGAUGGUCAUGUACUGUACUUCUCUGUAUGACGUGUUACGAAUGCUUGUGUACAUGCUUCACAAUAAAUCAUUUCCAGAUUAAA